CUUCAAAGAACAAAGCCGCACAAAUGAGAUCAAAGGACGGUAGCGAGUUGUCUACACGAGAUCUGCAGAAAAUAGUUCAGGCUUUGCCGCAAUAUGGAGAACAAGUUGACAAACUCUCCACUCAUGUAGAGCUAGCUGGAAAGAUAAAUAGAAUAAUCAGAGACACAGGACUUCGGGAUCUAGGGCAGCUGGAACAAGAUCUUGUUUUCGGAGACGCAGCUGCCAAGGACGUUAUCAACUUUCUGAGGACAAAUCAGGACACAAACCCGGAAAACAAAUUACGGCUAUUGAUGAUUUAUGCAACAGUGUACCCCGAGAAGUUUGAAGGUGACAAGGGUGUAAAGCUAAUGCAGCUUGCUAGAUUAUCUCCUGUGGAUAUGAAGGUUAUAAGCAACAUGCAGUUGAUAGCUGGAUCUCCAGAAAACAAGGCUAAAUCCGGUAGUUUCUCCCUCAAGUUUGACGCUGGAAAGACAAAACAAGCAAACAGGAAAGAUCGAUCUGGUGAAGAAGAAACAUGGCAACUAUUCCGGUUUUAUCCCAUGCUCGAGGAGCUGCUUGAGAAACUCGUGAAAGGCGAUCUAUCUAAAAGCGACUAUCUGUGUAUGAACCAAUCAAGUCAUAAGGAGGAGAGUGAACCAAAAACAGGAUCAGUCAGGAAGAGUUCUGCUCCUACAGCGGUUCCAGAUNAACUGUAAACUUUGAAUAUAUUUCGAGAAAAUGACCAACUUUGNUGGGCGCGUAAUCAGACUUCUGACGAUGGAUACUCCAGUGACUCAGUGUUGAAAAGUGCUUCUACGGACUUCAAGAAGCUGGGCCAACGCAUCUUUGUAUUCAUUAUUGGUGGGGCAACUCGAUCCGAGCUCCGAGUUUGCCACAAGUUGACAAGCAGUUUGAGGAGAGAAGUGGUACUAGGCUCCACUAGUUUCGACGAUCCCCCACAGUACAUCACGAAGCUGAAAUUGCUGUCGGAAAAAGACAUAGCAGGGGCUCCUGCUCAGCCCUUCAAACCACAAUACUGGUGAAUUUGACACGGCUUGCGUCUCAAAAUGUUUUUAGUUGAAGACAAAAAAAAAAAAAAAAA
This is a messenger RNA of Camelina sativa (false flax), 1081 nucleotides long. The record is from RefSeq and is a predicted model, not a curated record. Lineage: Eukaryota; Viridiplantae; Streptophyta; Magnoliopsida; Brassicales; Brassicaceae.